Micropterus salmoides (largemouth bass) is the source of this 1175-nucleotide messenger RNA. It is a transcript of the gene selenot1a, whose product is annotated as selenoprotein T, 1a. Gene Ontology annotation, biological process: cell redox homeostasis. Gene Ontology annotation, molecular function: thioredoxin-disulfide reductase (NADPH) activity. The transcript has 6 exons. NCBI's taxonomy places the organism in Eukaryota, Metazoa, Chordata, Actinopteri, Centrarchiformes, Centrarchidae. Gene Ontology annotation, cellular component: endoplasmic reticulum membrane. The record is from RefSeq and is a predicted model, not a curated record.
CCUGCCUCUAUCCGACGGAGUGAGGAAACACGGGGACGGAUGGCAAUGAAGUGGUUGCGUUUUUCGCUCCUCGUUUUGGGGGUUUUCGCCCUAUGCUGCGCCACGUCUGGUGACAGUAGUGGCGUUAAGAAGAUGAAGAUGCAGUUUGCUACGGGACCUCUUCUCAAGUUUCAAAUUUGCAUUUCCUGAGGGUACAAGCGGGUGUUUGAGGAGUACACGCAGGCCUUGUACCAGCGGUACCCAGACAUCCGCAUUGAAGGAGAGAACUAUCUUCCUAUACCCCUCUACCGACACUUUGCUUCCUUCCUGUCUAUGUUCAAACUGCUGGUGAUUGGGGUGAUUAUUAUCGGUAGGGACCCGUUCGCCCUCAUUGGUAUGCAAGCCCCAGGUAUCUGGGAGUGGGGCCAGGGAAAUAAGAUAUAUGCCUGCAUGAUGGUGUUCUUCCUCAGCAAUAUGAUUGAAAACCAGUUAAUGUCUACAGGAGCUUUUGAAAUCACAUUAAAUGAUGUACCAGUGUGGUCAAAGCUAGAGUCAGGUCACCUGCCCUCCAUGCAGCAGCUUGUGCAAAUCCUGGACAAUGAGAUGAAGAUGAAUGUUCACAUGAACACAAAACCACACCACUCCUAACCCUACUCUACACAUCCUGGCUGGAGCUAAAAGCCCCUCCAUGUUUGAGGUGGGUUUCUCAAUGGGCUGUGAAGUGAUGUUUAUGAAGGUCUGCGCUGAAGGCAGGCAGACUGCUAGCACAGACUGGAUGCCCCCAUUGCUCUUCACUUUGCCCCUUAGAGACGUCCCGCCCCGACGCCAGAGUGGGAUCCAUGGCAACAGGCCGGCCAUUCUGUAAUUUUCUUGUACUAUUCAUACUACUGCAGAUUUCAUCCAGGUGACAGUGGUCCCAUAAGGAGAUAUUUAACAUUGAUUCUUCUAGUCUUUAACAUAUUGCAGACAAUUGGUGUAUGUGAGUGAAAAAUUGUCAUUUGUACCACUGAGCCAUAUGUAGAAUUUUAAGUUAAUUGUUCUAAAAGUAGCUUAGCCAUGUAGAAAAUGCAACAUUUAAAAUGUUAUCACUGUUGAGAAAAAUAACAGGAAUUUUGUCUCAUGAUUUCUGAAUAAUUUUUAUAUUUACAUAACUUGGAGGAAGCUAAGAAGAUUAAUAAAACAUUGUAACUAUUUAA